Molecule: messenger RNA, 1020 nt
Organism: Triticum aestivum (bread wheat)
Lineage: Eukaryota; Viridiplantae; Streptophyta; Magnoliopsida; Poales; Poaceae
Product: BTB/POZ and MATH domain-containing protein 1-like
Exons: 2
Coding region: 1-1020 (339 amino acids)
Biological process (GO): protein ubiquitination
Molecular function (GO): protein binding
Source: RefSeq, a predicted model, not a curated record
AUGGCAGAGCAGUGCAAGAUCUCUGCUGCCAUUGUAGUUGAGGAGAAGUCGUGUGUGCUCAAGGUGGAUGGAUACUCAAGAACCAAAGCCCUAAUCAAGAACGGCGAGUGGAUGACUUCUCCACCUUUCAGUGUUGGAGGCCACGACUGGGCCGUGGAAUACUGCCCAAAUGGUUUCGCUACGAAUUGUGCUGAUUCCAUAUCUCUUUAUCUUCUUCUUCAAUCUGCUGGUGCCGAAGAUGUGAAGGCGAAAUUCACGCUCAGUGUACUUGACAAGAAUGGAGAACCAGUGCCUUCAUACAGCCAUGCCAGCCCUAUGCGUACCUUCUCAAAAGGUUCACCCUGGAGCUACCCAGUCCUGAUCAAGAAGGCUGAUCUGGAGGCAUCGGUGCAUCUAAGAGACGACUGUCUCACCAUCAAGUGUGAUGUCACCGUCAUCCAUGACAAAGAGACAAGGGUUCCUCCAAGCGACCUGCACUGGCAUCUCGGCGAUCUGCUCAAGAACAAGGAUGCAGCGGACCUCAUCUUUCAAGUCAACGGACAGACAUUCUCUGCUCACAGAGCGGAGCUCCUCGGUGCCAUGAAGGAGAGUUCUACAGCUACUCCUAUUGAAAUCUGUGACAUGGAACCAGAUGUAUUCAAUUCCUUGCUCCACUACAUAUACACCGAUUCAGUCCCUCCGAUGCUUGAUGUGGUGAUGGCUGGCCAUCUUCUAGUGGCGGCCGACAGGUACAAUAUUGUCAGGCUAAAGCAGAUAUGCGAGGAGAAACUGUGCAAUCACAUUGAUUCCAACAUGGUGGCAACUAAUUUGGCUCUAGCAGAGCAGCAUGGUUUCUGUCAUCUCAAAGAAGCUUGUUUGCAAUUCCUUGCCUCCCCAUCCAAUUUGGAGGCAAUGAUUGCAAGUGAGGGUUACGAGCAUCUUAAGUCCAGCUGCCCGUCUGUUCUCAAGGAGCCCAUAGCAAGAAUCCUGCCGGCUGAACUGAAAGCGGCAAAGGAUAUCAUCAUGGCAAUGUGGAGGUAA